AACAUAAACAAGCCAAGUUUAAACAUAUUUUGAAACUCAUUAAUCUAUGAGUUUGGCUCGAACUCGGCUCAAUAAGCAUAUAUACACUAUAAAAACCAAGUUACUCGAGCUUGGCCUGAUUAAAGUUCAUUUGAAUUGUUUCCUAGAGUCUUCUUGGCAACAAGUACAAACUGGAGGAAAGAAAAAAGAGAAGAAGAACAUAGAAUUCUUUCUUAGAGCAUUGGGUUUUAUUCUUGCAGCUGUUAAGUUUUGUCACACAGAAAGCAAUCUCAAAUUCUUUAAACUGACGUCUAAUUAAAUAGAAAAUUUACAUCUACAAAAAUACAUGCAUAUAUAAUAUAAUAUGUAAGCAGUUGUACUACUACUACUACUACUCUACUACUAAAAUGACGAUUUCAAAAAAGAAUAUUUGUUACUAAGACUAGAACUAAUACUAGUCUACACCCACUAAAGAUCAAUAUAAAAAAGUAUUAAAUAUCUCAAGCCCAAGCAGACGACUUAUGACCACUAAUAUUUCCCAUGUCCAGCAGAUAUGAAAAUUACUGAAAUUCUGUUGGCUUCUAAAAGGUGACAAAACAUUCUACAGUGACCAGUGGCAGAUUGACUUAGAGCUAAUAUAAAUUCAGACUUGGCUCACCGGCAUGGAUGUUUUUCUUUGGAUUGACAAGGAUUCCUGAUUGUCACUAGGCCCACAGCCUUUUUUGGGAUAUCCAGAUCUUAUGAUAUUUGCUAUCACUCAAAAAACAUGGCAUGGCAUCAAUAAACCACCUUUAAAUUUAUGUGGCAAAUUUGCUUGCUAUGCCCCAUCAUCAGCUUUCUCACUUAAUUCUUGUAUGUUUGACUAAUUUUGUGGCUUAAAAUAAUGUCCUAACUCAACAUCUUCUUGUGAAAAUACUUAUGUUGUUGUUAUUGAAGUGCGUUAACUUUCUCUUAUGCAAUUUGUGCAAUAUUAUUUCCGAAGUUUCUCACAAAAUGAUGUUAAUUGAUGCACUGCUCUUCUUCUGCAUUAGAUGUUCCCAUGGUUGUCUCUGAAUAAUGUUUGUUAACGUUUAGAUGUGUCAAAAGUAAUUCAAUUUCUUAUCUAUCCUCUUCUGUAUCCUCUUCAGUUUCUCUUAUGUAUCCUCUUCUUGUGGCAUGUAAAUCAAUAAGCAAUUUACGUAAAGUUGCAGCUCAAGAAAUGGUUGACAAAGUUCGGCAGCAUAGUGGUGUACUUGUGGAUCAGGCACAACUGGUAUCGAAUGAGUUAAUCAGGGUCGCAAUACUUUGGCAUGAGAUAUGGCAUGAGGCACUGGAAGAAGCCAGUUGUUUAUAUUUCGGUGAACAUAACAUUGAGGGUAUGCUAAAGGUGUUAGAGCCAUUGCAUGAACUCCUCGAGGAAGGGGCAAUGAGAAACAACACAACCAUAAAAGAGAAAGCUUUCAUUCAGGCAUGGGAUCUGUAUUAUCAUGUCUUCAGACGGAUAGAUAAGCAGCUUCAAACUCUUACUAGCCUGGACCUGCAGUUUGUUUCCCCUGAAUUGGUAGAAUGCCAAAAUUUGGAGCUUGCUGUUCCUGGCACUUACUGA
Camellia sinensis is the source of this 1564-nucleotide messenger RNA. NCBI's taxonomy places the organism in Eukaryota, Viridiplantae, Streptophyta, Magnoliopsida, Ericales, Theaceae. The record is from RefSeq and is a predicted model, not a curated record.